Molecule: messenger RNA, 7268 nt
Organism: Apus apus (common swift)
Lineage: Eukaryota; Metazoa; Chordata; Aves; Apodiformes; Apodidae
Gene: LPIN2
Product: lipin 2
Exons: 20
Coding region: 221-2977 (918 amino acids)
Biological process (GO): triglyceride biosynthetic process; fatty acid catabolic process; cellular response to insulin stimulus
Cellular component (GO): cytosol; nucleus; endoplasmic reticulum membrane
Molecular function (GO): transcription coactivator activity; phosphatidate phosphatase activity
Source: RefSeq, a predicted model, not a curated record
UUGGUGAGGGAGUUUCUGUGUGAGCUUUCUUAAAGAAGCGCUUCCUUUUUAAUCAUAAUACUGCGUGGGAAAGUACACCAAACAUUUUUCUCUAAGAGAGCAGAAGAUUUACAUAAUUCUACUUCUGUGUAAAGAGAAUAAAUGCUGAUACAACACUGUGUUAUGGCUGCAAGCUUUGCAUUUACCUGUACUAUGGAAAGUUAGUUUUCUGUUUUCUGAGAUGCAUUUCUCAGAAAAAGAUGGUUUUGAAGAUGACUUCAAUAAAAGUGUUGCUGCCCAUGAAAGGGUUCCCUCUGGAAUUUUGUCACAGACUAUGAAUUACGUAGGACAGCUUGCAGGACAUGUCCUGGUUACUGUGAAGGAGCUGUACAAAGGCAUUAAUCAGGCAACCCUUUCAGGAUGCAUUGAUGUCAUCGUGGUCCGUCAACAAGAUGGUACAUACCAGUGUUCUCCUUUUCAUGUCCGAUUUGGGAAGCUUGGUGUAUUGCGCUCUAAAGAAAAAGUGAUUGAUAUAGAAAUUAAUGGCGAUGCUGUUGAUCUUCAUAUGAAACUGGGUGACAAUGGAGAAGCUUUCUUUGUACAAGAAACUGAGGAGGAAAAUGAAAAAGUUCCUGCAUAUUUGGCAACAUCUCCAAUACCCACUGAAGACCAGUUUUUUAAAGACACUGACAAUCAUUUGAAAUCAGGUGAAAACGAGAGAAUAUGUUCAAACUCAGAAAUUCCACACUCCGUGGAAACAGAGGCUGUAUUUACUCCAGGUUCCGUGAAAAAGAAGAAAAGAAGAAGAAAGAAAUACAAACAAGAUAGCAGGAAGGAAGAUCAGAUCUCUGCUACUGGGACAGAAGAGAUUUUUGAAAUGGAAAUAAGCUCAGAUGAUGAAAAAAGUGUUCAACCCCUAAGAGGAUCCUCAAAUUCAUCACCAAAGGGUGAAGAACAAAAAGAAUCUUUGAUUUAUCACUCAAAGGAUCAUUACCCCUUAUCUGAUGGAGACUGGUCCCCUCUGGAGAACCCUUUCUCUGAUCCAGUCUGUCCUAAAAGUGAUUCAGAACUAGAAGUUAAACCUGCUGAGAGCCUGCUUAGAUCUGAAUCUCACAUGGAAUGGACAUGGGGAGGAUUCCCAGAAUCCACCAAGAUAAGCAAGAAAGAGAAACUGGAACAUCCUAGAACAGCUACCAUUACUCCAUCAGAGAAGACUCAUUUCAGGGUCAUCUUGAGCUCUGAUGAAGUUGAAGAUGAUGAUGAUGUGAAAGAUUCUGUCUGUACCGUACUGAAACCUGAGCCAAGAAGUCAUCCUCUGCUUAAGCAGAUGGAUGUUAAAGAUUCUGUUGCUUCUGCAGUCACAGAACCUCAAGAUCUGUUGCCAUUAGAUGCUGAUCAUCAUUCCAGACUGUUGGUGGACCCUUUACCAGAAACAAAACCAACAGCAAAAAUUGACUCUCCUUCAAAAAAGAAAGGGGUGCACAAACGAAGUCAUCAUCAGGGGCCUGACGAUAUUUACUUGGAUGACCUAAAGGCUUUGGAACCUGAAGUUGCAGCACUCUAUUUUCCUAAAAGUGAUUCUGAUCCAGGUUUCAGGCAAUGGACAGAGUCCGAUACCCUUUCCGGUUCCCAAUCACCCCAAUCAGUAGGAAGUGCUGCUGCUGACAGUGGAACAGAAUGCAUGUCUGAUUCUGCUAUGGACUUGCCUGAUGUAACGCUUUCACUUUGUGGAGGUCUCAAUGAAAAUGGAGAGAUUUCUAAAGAAAAAUUCAUGGAACAUAUUAUUACUUAUCAUGAAUUUGCUGAAAAUCCUGGACUCAUAGACAAUCCUAAUUUGGUAAUAAGGAUUUAUAACAGGUAUUAUAACUGGGCGCUGGCUGCUCCAAUGAUUCUGAGUUUGCAGGUGUUUCAGAAGAGUUUACCUAAGGCUACUGUUGAGUCUUGGGUCAAAGAAAAGAUGCCAAAGAAGUCUGGAAGGUGGUGGUUCUGGCGCAAGAGAGAAAGCAUGACUAAACAGAUACCAGAGGCAAAAGAGGGAAAAACUGAGACACAAAGAGCAAAUGAACUGCCAGCAACUAUAAAAGAGCAAGUUAAUAGUAGACCUCCAGAAGAUGAUUCUUCUAGUGAUGAAGCAUCACAGGAGUUGAAGGAAUCCCUGAAAAUAGAUUCUGCCCCAGUAGAGCAUCCAGCCCAUGGAAACAUUCCAUCUUAUAAGAAGUCACUUAGGCUGUCUUCAGACCAAAUAGCAAAGUUGAAGCUCAGAGAUGGCCCUAAUGAUGUUGUAUUUAGUAUUACAACCCAGUAUCAAGGCACUUGCCGUUGUGCAGGAACAAUAUAUCUCUGGAACUGGAAUGAUAAAAUCAUCAUAUCAGACAUUGAUGGAACAAUAACCAAGUCUGAUGCUUUAGGACAGAUCCUCCCUCAGUUUGGCAAAGACUGGACUCAUCAGGGCAUUGCAAAACUUUACCAUUCCAUAAAUGAAAAUGGCUACAAGUUUCUCUACUGUUCUGCCCGUGCCAUUGGGAUGGCAGAUAUGACCAGAGGAUACCUGCACUGGGUGAAUGAUGAAGGAACAAUUCUCCCCAGGGGCCCUCUCAUGUUGUCCCCGAGCAGUUUGUUUUCUGCCUUUCAUAGGGAAGUAAUAGAGAAGAAGCCUGAGAAGUUCAAGAUCGAAUGUUUGAAUGAUAUCAAGAAUUUGUUUGCUCCCAGUAAACAGCCCUUCUAUGCUGCUUUUGGAAAUAGGCCCAAUGAUGUAUAUGCCUACAUGCAAGUGGGAGUUCCAGACUGCAGAAUAUUUACUGUGAAUCCAAAGGGUGAACUAAUCCAGGAACGGACUAAGGGAAACAAGUCUUCGUAUUACAGACUAAGUGAGCUUGUGGAACAUGUGUUCCCAUUACUUAAUAAAGAACAGAGUUCUGCAUUUCCGUGCCCAGAAUUCAGCUCGUUUUGUUAUUGGAGAGAGCCUCUUCCUAACCUUAACAUGGACGACCUAGCCUGAAAGAUAACUUCUCACCUAGAGAUGGAAUUUCAUAUUCAGCUACUCAACUUCAGUUUAAUGUGAAGAACUUUUCUUAAUGAAGAUGCUAAUUUAUAUACUGGUACCAUAAGUCUUACUAAAGAAAUCACUUUAACUCUUUUGGUUUAAAACAAAGAAAAUGCAAAGCUACUGUCUAUUUUUUUGUGUGUGGAAUUUGGGGUUUUGUUUGUUUAGGUCUUUAUUGCUCGUCUUUAUAUACCUGUUCUAAGGCACUUGAGAUUGGCCUGUCAUUGAAGGUCAUGGUACCCAAGUGCUUCAGGGCAAUGAAAUGCUGAGGUAAACUAUGACUUUGCAUUUUCAUCAAUACAGACCUUAUUGUAAACGUAAAUUUUUUUUGUAUUAGUCUUAAUAGUAUAUUUUAUAAAAUUAAGCCAAAAAGUAUAUGGAAACUGCCAAAUAGAAUGUCAGACUUAUUAAUAAGAAAUGUGGUCUAAUGUUCAGAUGGGCAAUUAGGCCAUUUUUUGAAAGGAGCCAGAACCUAAGACCAUUGUGCUUUUUCUCAGCUAAAAUACAGAAAAUUGUAGACGUUACUAGCCUGACAGACUCUGAAGACAUAAAAUUCCUCUUUAAAUGUAAAUAUGCCUUUGGUCAUAGGUACAAGACUGUGCUUGUACAGUUUACUCUCAAGCUAACUCUGCUUAUUUUUGUACAUGCAAUGCUUAAACUAUUUCAUGAGGUUGUUAAACAAAAGUUAUCUUCAGAAACUUGUAAUGCUUUUCUUGUUUUCAGGCUGCACUAUGUCAUGUUAAAUUUCCAUCAGAAAAAUCUUGAACGUUUCUGUGAGCAUUUCUGUAAGAGUUGAGGAGCUGGCAUUUUUAUUUCCUUUUUCAACCCAGAGAUGAAGCAUGUGUGUGUGUGCUGUGUAGGCCAGUAAAACAUAUGUACAGAUUAUAUUCAGGGAAUUGUAAUACUAAAAAAAUUAUGUAUUUAAUUUUUUAAUUGUCUACUGCAGGUCUUUCCAGAAUCUGUACUGCAGGUUUUCAGUAGCUGGAAGGAAAUGCAGCUCAAUAGUGAGAUUCCAGGUAUGAGAAUGGUUAAAUGCUGCAAAGCAGAAUAGCCCCCUUUUUUUUUCUUUUCUUGUUUGUAGGGUUUGGGGGUUUUUUGUUUUGGUUUGUUUUUUUGUUUUAGUUUCAGGUUGUUCAUAAACAUCAUUCCUGGUUCAGAUCAGAGCCUGUGAACAAAUUGCAUUCCAAGUCUAGUGUUUAUCAGCUAGCUGCAAAAGCUGCUAGUAUUUCUCUCUCCAAAAAUACUUGAAGGCAAAAGUAGUUCUGCUUUUUGAGUUAGUGCAUUUCACCUCCUUUGAAGAAAUCUACGAUGAGAAUGUAUCAUUCCACCAGUCCAGAGGACAUAAGGACUUGAGUCAUUUAAACAUCAAUCAUUGAAACACCAAGCCUGGGCUUUCUGGGCACACAGUCUUUUCUGUCACUUCUUAAGCAAGUUCCUGGUGGCCAUGCAUUAAGGAUCCUUCUAGGGGCAAUGUCCAGAAUUUCCACCAGGCUCUCUGGUAGGUGACCUCUUCCUGUACACAGCUCCCAGUGGGAGCAGAGAAAUGUGUGGGUAAGUUUGAGAGAUCUUUAGAAGGUGUUUUAGGCAGCUAACUGCUGUGGUGCCUGCACCAGGGCUGCUUUCCUCAGGAACAGUUGGGCAGGUCCUUCUGUCUCAGCUUACUUGGACUAAAUGUAGGGAAGGAGCCCUCUUGGUCUCACUACCUGCAGGAGAGUACAUUUAGAGGAUUUUACCCCAUGCAGGAAUAUUUAUCAGGCUGAGAAGCCUUCACCAUGGUUCUGAUGCAACACCAGCUGAAGCCAGACUCUUGAUGAACUGCUGGGGGCAUAAUUUUUACCUCACUAUAUAAAUGAGAUUAAUUUUUUCUUUCUCCCUUAUAAAACUCUAGUGUAUUCCUGUGUUUACAAAACAUGAUGUAAAGAGUGGGGGGAAGCAAGGUCAACAUGGAACUUCUCUUUCAAAGCAGUGGUAUCAGAGUGGGAAAGAAAACAUACUUAUCUGUCACAGUGUUCCAUUCAUGUCAGUGAAUUUUAAGGCAUCCUUGUUCUUGCACAGUGAGAACAGUAGGUUUUGUGACUGUUUCAGCAAAUUCUUGGUCCUGUCACAAAUCUACUGGGUUUUUUUGUGUAUUUCACAGGAUUCAACUCAAAAGAUAUUUUGCUCUUACUGCUUUAUUUGCUUUUUUUUUUCUGUCAGAAGCUUGCAAGCAUGAUUCCAUGUUGUUUUCCUUUUAUUACUUUUCAUUCCGUAGAUUUCCUUAGGAAUAGAAAUUUUCAUGAUCACCAAGUGCUUUGAAUAUCAGUGGGAUUUGAGCUUUUAUGUCACUUUAGUACAUUAAAAUAAAUAAGAAUCCAACAUAAUAAAGUAUUUUAGUUAAAAGAUUAAAUAUUCUAUCAAAAGAUUCUAUUUUACGUAGAGUGAGUGAAGCUGCCUCUCCUAAAAGUCAGAAUUUUCUUUACCAUGCUUAACUUAAUCUCAGUGGCCCUGCUAUUACACAGGUUUCCUUAAAAAUAAAAGCACUUCUUGAAACUGGGAUGGCUUUCCAAACGGGACAGAUUGUUACCAAGAUUUGACUGUGUCUUUCUUGGUUGACUUUUUUAUGUGAUUAAUUUUUUCUUUUUGCUUUUGUUCAUAUUUUCUGAUUGUCAUAAAGAUAAGCUGUGGUUUUAAGGUGGGGACUUGAGUAAAUGAGCAGUGUAGAAAAACAGGUGUAUCUCCAAAUGCAUAUAAUUUAAGCUGGUAUGAAUUUGGGAGUUGUGUAGUUGUAGAGAGCUCCUCAUCUGGCUAACCUGUUAUUUUGCAUUAUAAGGGUGUCCAAGAAGUUGCUUAGUUAAAAAUGCUGCAUUUUUGCUUUGCAACAGCUACAGUUUUGAUAUUUGUCUUUUGAUAAAAUGUAAAUUGUUCUUGAGUAUUUCUCAUAUGAACAGGGGAGGGAUCUGGUUUUGUUUUGUUUUUCUAAAUCUGGCUUGUAUUUGAAUCUCUUCAGAUUGUUUGUUAACCCUGCUUAGGGACAGAUUAUGGGGGGCACUGUACCUGUCAUUGCAUACCUAUGUAAUUUGAACUGCUAGGCACUUUACUGACUCUAGGAAAGAUAUCUCAUUCCUGUCAAACUGCAGGCUUGUGCUGCAAUAUUAAUACAAAGUGGGGUAAAUAAGUAUGGAUUAGCCUGUCCUUUGUUACCUUAGUUGAGAGAAGUGGCCUGAAACUGAUGUUUGAGAACAAGUUGUGCUAUACUUAUUUAAAAUUAGCACAAGCUAAAUAAUUCUUUCUGUGAAAGAGGAACUUCUAAGUGUGUAUGUCUGUAGGAGCAUGCACACCCCUGUUAAGGCUGUGUUGUUGAAGAUACAGAUCCUCUUAGCAUCGGAACUGUGUCAAAGGCUGAGCCAACGAUACCUAUCUGGGAAUAAAAAAGUAACAUUGCAAUUCAGAACUUGUUAGCAACUUGGAUGUUACCCAUUUCUCUAACGAUUUAAAGAUAAGUAAUUUAAGUGGUACACAUUUCUGGAUUUUUUACUUUUUUUUUAAUUGCACCAGGCUUGUUUGUACUUCAAAAGGUUGGGCUCUCCUCCCUAACAGCGUACAGUUGCAUGUGCAAUGUUGGCUCACGUAUCUUUAGCUUCCUGUCAUCAGUAUACUCCUUCUAAAACAUGGUUUUUUUUCAACUGGAAACGUUUUAACACUCAUGUCAACUCUGUUAUGGAACUUCUGAAUCCAACUCUGAACCUGCUUAUGGUCAAAGACAAAGAUGAGAUUUCAUGUUAAUAUUUCAUACAAGUCUUCUAGAAAAUGCUGUCAUAUGAAUGAGAGUUGUUUAAAUGACCGUAAUGCAAAUUGAUAAUGAAACAUCAAAAAUACAAAAUGAAUUUGAGAUGCCUUUAAAGUGUCACUUUAGCCUGAAGAAGGUUUUGUUUCCAAAACUGAAUUCUCCUGAAAGAAUGGAAUUGAUUUGGAUUUUUUUUACAGUGUUAAUUACUUCCAGACGAAAGUCAAAAUAUUGGUUUAUUUUGAGAGUGGGGAAACUCUUCAAGAAUUCGUUUCAUUUUUAUGUUGAAGAUGUGGAAUAUUUGAUUGUUAAGCAACCCAAUCACUAAUAAGGUAGUGUGUUACAAAUUGUCAAAUCUGUGAUCAUACCAAUAGAGUGGUUUUUGUUAAGACUGGACUAUCUUGGGUACAGUAACCCAUACUUCAGUGCAAUGUUUAUUGAUGUUCAGAACAAUGUUAUCACAAUAAACAAACUUAAACUGAA